Hippocampus zosterae (dwarf seahorse) is the source of this 5587-nucleotide messenger RNA. It is a transcript of the gene fez2b, whose product is annotated as fasciculation and elongation protein zeta 2b. Gene Ontology annotation, cellular component: cytoplasm; axon. The transcript has 9 exons. NCBI's taxonomy places the organism in Eukaryota, Metazoa, Chordata, Actinopteri, Syngnathiformes, Syngnathidae. Bases 92 to 1438 code for a protein of 448 amino acids. The record is from RefSeq and is a predicted model, not a curated record.
UCCGCCCCCCAACGACACAUCCAACAAACGCCUCCAAGCCGAAAACAACUCAUUGCUCUCGCCGUGAACUGUCGGGCACCGCACGGCAGACAUGGCGGCGGCUCCGCUAGCCCACUUCGACGAGGACUGGCAGGACUUCAACGAGUUCAAGGAGGCGUCCGCGCAGCUGGACCAGCUCAACUCCAACGUGGCGGUCGACGACGGCGGCGGUUUGGCGGCGGGGGGCCUGGAAGAUCUGUCCGACCUGGACAACAGUUUUUCCGGAGAGAUUUGCAGCUUCCAGUCCAUGGAAGACCUGGUCCACGACUUCGACGAAAAGCUGACUGUGUGCUUCCGCAACUACAACACCACCACGGAGCACAUAGCCCCCAUUAAGCCCAUCACGGAGGAGACUUACCUGAAAGACGACGAGGUGUGGAACGCUUUGACGGACAACUACGGCAACGUGAUGCCAGUGGACUGGAAGACGUCGCGCACACGCUUGCUUCACCUGCCCACCCUCAACCUCAACGAGCGCCAGAAGUUUGACAGCCAGUCGUUGGAUCUGUCGGACGAUGAGGAGCUGAGGGAGCAGAUGGACAUGCACUCCAUCAUCGUCUCCUGCAUCAACGACGAGCCACUCUUCACCGCUGAACAGGUGAUCGAGGAGAUUGAAGAGAUGAUGCAAGAGUCUCCGGACCCGUACGACGACGAGAGCCCUUCCCAGUCCGACCUGUCCAUGCUCUCCCAGGACCUUCAAGGCCUGAAACGCUCUGGCUCUGACACCAGCUACAGGGACCGUUUGCGUCGGCUGUCCAUGUCGGAGCUGAACGAGACGCUGGAGGGGGUGGAGACGGCCAUCCGCGGCUACAGCGAGGAGCUCAUCCAGGCGCUGGCCCUGCGGGACGAGCUGGAGUAUGAGAAGGAGGUUAAGAACAGCUUCAUCUCGCUGCUCAUCGACGUGCAGAACAGGCAGAAGGAGCACCGUGAGCUGCUGCGCAAGAAGAAGAAGAUCCGCGGCGCAGGCGUGACCGCGCUCAACGGCCAGCGGACCGCCAGCACGCACGUCCCGGGCACGCGCCUCACUCUGGAGGGACUCUCCAAUGUCAUACAAAAUGGCUUCCGUCAAACUUUUGGUACCACAGGAGGGGACAAACAGUACCUGACCACAGUGAUCCCCUAUGAGAAGAAAAUGGGCUCCCCUGCCGUCGAAGACCUCCAGAUCCUGACAAAGAUCCUUCACGCAAUGAGAGACGACAGCGAGAAGGUUCCUGCCCUGCUCACAGAUUACAUCCUCAAAGGUACACACACGCACAUACACACCCACUUGAAGCUGUUUCUUUCUUUCUGGUUCUCCAAAAGGGAUUUUCCACCCACUAGCCACAACAUUAGCUACAUCCGUAAGACAUCCAAAGCAAGAGCUGAAUUGAAAAAAAAAAUCCUUUCCAAAUAUAAAUAAGAUCAUAGAAGAGAAUGCGCAGAUCUCCACUAAGGUAAACAUUGUGUAAUCGUGGUGAGGUCUUCACUCAGCGAUUCAUUGAAUGCUAAUCAGGAGGAAAAAGAGAGCAGAAACCUCCAUCAGGAGAAGUUGUAAUUCUUUGUUGCCAUCAUUUUUCUAACCCAGUCUUGUAGAUGGCAUUGUUGAGCAUAAAAAAAUAAAUUGGGAAAUUGACAAGUGAAUCUACUGCUUUUGCACACAUUACAAAAUUGUGUGGAAUUGUCUUGAGUGAGAUAUUGUUCGAUAGGUUGUGCACGUGCACCUAAUUCUGAAAGCAGUUGUUCCUUUUGUAAAAUUUGGCGUGCUCCAUUUUUUUGCCAGUUUCAAGUGCAUUUGGUACGACAUUUUCAGUCCCCGAAAAAGAAAAGCAUUCCAAAUCCUUUAUGAAGUUCCGACAUUGCAAGCCAAUGGAAGUGUGCGGCUCUUGAGCCUGCUCUUGGUUGAUGUGGUUCAUGAGAGUGAGUGGAAGGGAUGGUUUAUCGGUGCGCUCGCCCCACUUUGACUGUACCUUCCUUCCUUGUGUCUCGCCUGUGCCGCUGCUUUGUGCUUUGGCCAGCUCUGGUAUGAGAGCGGUUGGACGCUGAGGUUUGUAAAGGACGCUGACUCUUCACCUCCCACUCCUCUCUUUCGCUCUCAACUUGGGCUGGGCGAAAAUAAAAUCUCUGCAUUUUUAAUCGACAAAAACGAGUCUGCUUUCACAGAGAACUUCUGAUAUUGUUUAUUGUUUAUUGAGUUUGUUUAUUGAACAUAAAACAUAUACAGUAAUAAUUUGACAGAAAAUAAGGUAGAUAAAAAAGUAAAAAAGAGAUCGGUCUUCAUUCAACACAGUUAUUAUGUUCAAGGAGAUUUACUGAAGAGAGGCGGACAUUUUGAAGAUUUGGGCAGUUAAGUAGGGUCAAAAUGAUGAAUCAAUUGUCCAAAUAUUUUUUUUAGUAGUAGUGAAUUUGUAUGAAUCAAUUGUUCAAAUAUCCUUUUUAGUAGUAAGUCAAUUUGUUGUUGAUUAAUUGAUUAAGUUUGGCCUAUUUUUUAUUUUAUUCUUAAAUAUUAGUUUUUAUGCGUACCGGUACUUGUGAAGCUAGUUAGAAAAUUAAUUCAAUUAGAAAAAAAAAAUCCCCAAACGUUUCAAUGUAAUUAAUUUAAGAGCUGUAAUUUUAGUACCGCAAAACAAUAUUUUUGCUGACAAUAAUCAAAGUGUUGGAGUCCGACCCCGGCCCAUGACAGUAUCCAACGCGUCGCUAACGACAGCUUUUGCUCAAUAUAUAGUAAAUAGGCACUUUUUCUUUUAGGUCAAUGUGAUGGACUCAUCAAUUGCUUGCCACCAGACUCCUUUUUUUGGUCAGACAAUAUGAGAAUAAUUCCACUCAUGUUGUCAACUUAUUUCAACUAAGGAAGCCGCUAAACCUAUUUUUUCCCCACCCCCCCCCAAAUCAUCCCGAGCAACUAAAAAUAGUUGUUUAAAAAAAUAAUUAAAUCGCCCAGCCCUUGCUCUCAAGUUUGUCUGCUUAGUUGCAUUUUGUCCCCUUUCAUCUCCUUCCCCACACCGGAAAUACCGGCGUAACACGGCCCCUUUAGCAGCCAGUAGCCAGUAUCACCUCACCUAUAGUCUUCCUCUUCUCAUCUCACGCUUGUCAAGUCUUUGUGGUAACGCCCCACCAAAUUCAACAUUUCAACCCUCUUGUGCUGUGUUUGCAGUUCUCUGUCCCACGUAAAAAAAAAAGUGUCCAGAACCUCCCUGGAGCAACCCCUCAAAGAACCUUCUGGAAAGUUGGAUCUUUUAAACAAAAACUUUCUUACCAUAUCAUGAUUUUACCUGGAUAUCGAGUUGGACAAUCCCGAUUCUCUGUGGAUGUUAACCAGUAUUACUAAUCGCCCCCAAGUGACUCCUUGUUUUUAAUGUUCUUCAAAUGAAACGCAGUCUGGGCUUUUUUUUUUUUGCGUCCAGUAGAGAUUUCAGGUGGCACCAAACUGACCGUGUCAUCCAUCAAACUCUGCUAGCCACUGGCUGAAUGUUGAAAGAAUAUUUUUUGUCUAUAAUGCACGAAAGAGGAAUAAGAAAGGAAAGCCAGACGAACAUGUACGACCCACAUGAGUGGGUGCCCACCGACUCCCUCGUACCUUACACAUCACUUAUAUGCUAGCUAGCAAGCAAACGCAGUGGCUCGGCAGAGCCGUUAACUUUCGGUGUUUAGUUAUUUCCACACUUUAGGUAGUAUGUGGUCGCACUUUUUGUCUAUGAUGUGAUCUACUCACGUUGCGUAUUUGUUGAUUAGCGCAAGAAAAGCUUUUAGCUAGUUAGCAUGUUAGUACGUGAUCUUUGUAUGCUACCUUAGCCAAAAUUUUGGCACUUUGACCAUCGUUGUCAGAGCUCACCUCCGAGUUUUUAUUAUUAUUAUUUUUUUCACAGAGCAAUUGAACAUAUCACAAGGGGUCCGUGGUUUACGGAUGAUAUUUAACGAGUUUGUGCGGUGGCUAAGAUUGCAUGGUCAAGUAGCACAAAACAGCAUUCAUUCUUCAUAUGUAAGAGUUUUUAUUUGAUUGUUUUGUAUUCUUGGCCUUUAAAUCUUUUUCAAAAAUAUACAUACCGAUAAUUUCUUGAGGCGACGUCACCAAUACAGAUUUUUACGGUACCACGCUCACUACCCAAGUUCAGUUAGGCUAUAUUCUACUUUUUGGUACAAAACAGUUGCAUUUGAUCUUUUGCAAACUGUUUAUACUUAAAAAAAAUCAAACCUAAAUAAAUGUUUUUUUUCAAAGCCUGGGUAAAAAUGUUUGGGCAAUGCAGGGCAUUCUGUGUCUUAAAAUAAAUAAUUUGUUUCACUGUGGUGACCCUUGAUUGGACAAGGCAAAACUAUGUGCAACACAUUUAAAUUUGAGUCAAGAUUUAAUUGUAGAGAUAUUAAAUACUUAAAAAAAUAUUUUGCGGAAUAAAAGCUGUUUUUGAUGAUUACUUGGCCUUUACCUCAGUACUGUAUUUUAAUGCUGGUCAUGAUGGAGGUACUUUUUUUUGAAGGCGCUGUUGUGUUUAAAAAGUUUCAGUCAUACUGAGAGUUUUGUAGGAGAAACACUAAAAUCUCUGAACUUGAUAGCGAGCCUUGCUGAACACCACCAAUUUCGCUCUAACUACAGCUGUGAUUUACGGUCAGUACAGUAUUAUGUUAACAAUUGUACGUAACAUGCAAUGUGCUGUAAUCGAUCACAAAUGAAAAACACUUUUGCCAGGCCAUGAAUUUAAAACGAACAAAAAAAAACACUGGUAAGUACAGCACUAACAGCAUGCUUUCUUUUGAUGUGUGACCAUUUACUCUUACGCCCUUCAUAAAUGCAAAACGUUGGAUAAUGGGAUUUUCGUAAAUUAGGGAUUUUUUUUUACAUAGUGGGGAACUCGAAGGCACUCUCAGGUACGACCAUUAGCAUCUUCAGUCGUAUUACAUUUGUUAGUAAAAUCUUGUAAAGUCCUCAAGCGUAUCUCCAUCUAGUCAACUUUAUGUUCAGAUUUCCGAAGAAGGGAGGAAGAAAAAAAGGAGGCGCCUAUUGACGUUUAGGUGUGUGCGCUUCAACGUUUUUAUCGGGAAUGAAAAAGACAAAGUGCUUGCUUGAAUGGUAUUUUGUGUAAACUGACGUGCCGCCUGCACACUUUUCUGCCGCACGUUGUGUGUCUUUUCAUUCGAUUCGAUUUCUUGGACUGUUCUUGUAGCCGUCUGAAAAUUUCAAAGUCUUAUUUUGCCGACUGACACGUGAAAUCCAAAUCAGGUCCAUUUUAGAUAAUGAAAAUAGUUUUGAUGUAAUCUGGUAAGAAAAGAUUUUAGUUUUCUAAUGAAGCCUCAAUCUUUGGUCUCAAGUACAAUUUUACAGAUUUAUAUUUUAUAUGCAAAGACCAGCAACAGUCAGACUUUGUAAAAAAAAAAAGAUUUCUACAUUAACUUGACUGCUUUUUAAUCGUUUUUAAUGCAUAGGAUUCCACCCCUGUUUGGGUAUGUUGGUUUACUGUUUUACGUGGUACUGCAGUAUAUUAAUUUAUUGUGUUAGUGUUUUUUUUUUUGUGACCAUGUAUUGACUGUAAUUGGCAGCAUUGCACCUCAUUUCAAAUAAAUGACUAUUUGAAGAACUAUC